Molecule: messenger RNA, 2006 nt
Organism: Chrysoperla carnea
Lineage: Eukaryota; Metazoa; Arthropoda; Insecta; Neuroptera; Chrysopidae
Product: nuclear RNA export factor 1-like
Exons: 10
Coding region: 93-1985 (630 amino acids)
Biological process (GO): poly(A)+ mRNA export from nucleus
Cellular component (GO): cytoplasm; nucleus
Molecular function (GO): RNA binding; protein binding
Source: RefSeq, a predicted model, not a curated record
CAUAAGUUUAUUUCACCCAUUUUAUAAGUACAAAAGUGUGAUAAAAAUAAUAACAAAAGUUUCUGAUUCAUUUGUUUAUAACGAAAAAUACAAUGUCGAAAAAGUUUGGUAAAAAUAAAAAUUGGAAUAAUCAUUAUGAUGCACGCAAUAAAAAUUUUGGUGCUAAUGAUAAUGAGCGAUCGGAAAAUAUUCGACGUGUUAGUUUCAAACAAAAUAAUCGUACAAACCGAAAACAAAAACAAAGAGAUUGGGAUUUUGCCAUAAAAAGUCAUUUAGAUGAUGAAGAUAUUCCUAUGACCGGUGGUAGCAGUGGUUCACAAGGUAAUUUUCAUCCAAUUGGAAAUAAUAGAAGGCGUGGUGGUAAUCGUGUACACUCACCAGCCCCACGUGGUGGUGGCCAUGCCGGUAACACUGGUAAAACAAGAAAACUAUUAGAAGGACCAACAAGCUGGUAUAAAGUUACGAUAUUUUCUGGAGCACUCUAUGAUAAACAAGAUUUAUUACGAAUAUUACUUGGACAAUUAGAACAUCCUGAAUCAUUUAUACCUAUAAACUGGCGAAAUAAUGGUCCCGAUGCUGUAUUCUUUGUGGACGAUUUUAAAAUUGCCACGAAAAUAUUUAAUUCAGAUAAGAAAAUCGUUUUACCGGAUGGACGUCGUUUGGGUGUUCGAGUAUUUCAUGCACUACCACAAAUUGAGAUCAAUGAUCGAUUAAAAGAGAAGAUGAAAUUAGCAAUGGCAAAACGUUAUAAUCCGGCAACAAAAGCAUUAGAUUUAACAAAAUUUCAUGUGGAUGCAGAAUUACAAGAUGUAUUUUGUGCAUUGUUUCGUGCAAUUAUUAUGAAUGCAGCAAUUGAUGUAAUUGCAGAAAAUAUUCCAGAUUUAGAAGCAUUAAAUUUAUGUCAAAAUCGACUUUAUGUGAUAGAUCAUUUAAGCAAUUUGGCAAAGAAAUUACCUAAUUUAAAAAUAUUACAUAUUGGAAAUAAUGAGAUUCGUGACAUUCGAAGUUUGGAUAAAUUGAAAGGAUUGCAACUUGUUGAUUUGGUUUUGGAUGGUAAUCCACUCUGUGACAAAUUUAAGGAUCAAAGUGUUUAUGUCAGCGAAGUGCGGAAGAGAUUUCCUAAAGUUAUUAAAUUGGAUGGAGUUGAUUUGCCACCACCAAUUGUGUUUGAUGUCACUGAAGAAUGUAAAUUACCACCAACCAACCAAACAUUUUUAUGCAACGAUGCUGGAGGCGAUAUUGUUCGAGUAUUUUUAAAACAAUACUUUGAAAUAUAUGAUAGUAACAAUCGACAACCAUUAUUGCAAGCAUACCAUGAAAAUGGUAUGUUUUCUAUGACAAUGGGCUACCCACAUGGUUUAACACAAAAAAAUUCACCACCAUUAAAUUGGUACCAAUUAGAUAAUCGUAAUUUACUACGUGUACAAAAUCCUGAACGACGAAAUAAAUUAUUGAAACAAGGACAACUUUCGAUUGUUUCAUUUCUUGCGGAAAUGCCAAAAACUCAACAUGAUAUGAAUUCGUUUAAAGUUGAUCUUUCAUUUUUCACGCCACAAUUUUUUAUGCUUAAUGUCAGUGGGAUAUUCAAAGAAAUUGGUGGAGGAUUUAAAACACCACCGUUACGAGCAUUUACUAGAGCUUUAAUAAUAGUUGCUGCCAACUCUGGAUUUUGUAUAAUAAACGAAGCUAUUUAUAUAACAAAUGCAACAGACGAACAAGCAAAAGAUGCUUUUAAAAUGCCCAACCCAAUAAUUCCAACAAGUCCUCAAGUGUCAUCACCUACAGUUCCAGCAGGAUCACCACCAGAACUAGAUGAUGCCACUAAACAGCAAAUGGUCCAUACAAUGGCGCAACAAUCAGGAAUGAAUUUGGACUUUUCCACAAAGUGUUUACAAGAAACAAAUUGGGAUUUUCAAAGAGCGGUGGUGAUAUUUACAGAAUUACACAAACAAGGAGGCAUACCACCAGAAGCUUUUGUUAAAUAAUACUGAAUGUAAAGACUAAUU